Messenger RNA from Sorex fumeus (smoky shrew), 905 nucleotides. RefSeq names its product cyclin P (gene CCNP). The coding region runs from base 1 to 897 and encodes 298 amino acids. The record is from RefSeq and is a predicted model, not a curated record. Gene Ontology annotation, molecular function: cyclin-dependent protein serine/threonine kinase regulator activity. Gene Ontology annotation, biological process: mitotic cell cycle phase transition; regulation of cyclin-dependent protein serine/threonine kinase activity. Gene Ontology annotation, cellular component: centrosome; cyclin-dependent protein kinase holoenzyme complex; cytoplasm. Lineage: Eukaryota; Metazoa; Chordata; Mammalia; Eulipotyphla; Soricidae. The transcript has 6 exons.
AUGCUCGAAUCUGAACCUCUGGGAGCCCCAGUUCCCGCCUGCAGGAGCGGCUCCCCAAGACUUGCUGAGAGGCUCCCGGGGCUAAGUGAGCCUCCGGGACUGGAAGAGGCGCUGAGUACGCUGGGGUUGGAGGGAGAGCGUGCUUAUGCCCAGGACAUCUUCACUGAAGUCAUGGUGUGCCGCGCACUGCCUAGGAGGGCCCUGCCACGCACUGUGACCCCAGAGAUGCGUGCGCUGGUGGUGGACUGGCUGGUUCAGGUGCACGAGUACCUGGGCCUGGUGGGGGACACGCUGUACCUGGCUGUGCACCUGCUGGAUUCCUAUCUGUGUGCGUGCAAAGUGCGCCUCCGCCGGCUGCAGUUGCUGGGGGUGGCCUGCUUGUUUGUGGCGUGCAAGAUGGAGGAGUGUGUGCUGCCCGAGUCUACCUCCCUCUGCCUCCUGGGCGCUGGAUCUUUCUCGCGUGCUGAGCUUCUCCGCGCUGAGCGCCGCCUCCUGAGCCGCCUGGAUUUCCGACUGCACCACCCGGGCCCGCUCCCUUGCCUCGGGCUGCAGGCGGCGCUGGCUGGGAGCAACCCCCAGGAGCUGCUCCUCGCCACCUAUUUCUUGGAGCUGUCUCUGCUGGAGGCCGAGGCUGCGGCCUGGGAACCUGGUCGCCGCGCGGCUGCGGCGUUGAGCCUGGCGCAUCGUGUGCUCGGCGGGACGGGCUCCGGCCCGAAGCUGGCGCUUUACAGCUCUGCGGAACUGGGCGCCCUGGAGAGGCGCAUGGCGCGCGCGGCGCUCCGAGGCCCCGCGCCGGGCCGCGCCGCCGUCUUCCUCAAGUACGCGCGGCCCCAGCGCCAGGGCACCAGCCUGACCGCCGCCCGCCUGCUCCGCCACCACCCGCCUGGGCCGCCCUGACCCCCGAG